Quercus robur (English oak) is the source of this 698-nucleotide messenger RNA. RefSeq names its product DNA topoisomerase 2-like. Gene Ontology annotation, molecular function: ATP binding; DNA topoisomerase type II (double strand cut, ATP-hydrolyzing) activity; DNA binding. NCBI's taxonomy places the organism in Eukaryota, Viridiplantae, Streptophyta, Magnoliopsida, Fagales, Fagaceae. The transcript is spliced from 2 exons. Gene Ontology annotation, biological process: DNA topological change; sister chromatid segregation; resolution of meiotic recombination intermediates. Bases 131 to 574 code for a protein of 147 amino acids. The record is from RefSeq and is a predicted model, not a curated record. Gene Ontology annotation, cellular component: nucleus.
GAUGUCAUGGCCUGUUGUGUGAACACAAAUAGAACACUGAUACUCAAUAAUUUCAGCCAUUUCUUAGGGAAACAAUUAUUAAUUGCAGUUUUUGUAUUUUGUGCAGAAAUUUGUACUGAACAAACGUGAAAUGGAGUUGUUGAAGUUAGAAAACAAGGUUAGGUUUAUCCUUGCAGUUGUGAAGGGAGAGAUCAUUGUAAGUAAUAGGAAGAGAGCUGAUCUGUUUGUUGAGCUGCAAACAAAAGGUUUCAGUCCUUUUCCAUUUGGAUCUAAAGCUGUUGAGCCAGAAGUUGCUGGUGCAACUGAUGAUACAGAAGAAACAGAAGUGAAAUCUCCUGCUGACAACAGUAGUAAUGGGGUACAGAUAAGUGAUUAUGAGUAUCUACUGGCCAUGGCAAUUGGAAGCUUGACCAUUGAGAAGGUUCAGGAGUUAUGCGCUGAAAGGGAUAAGGUCAAUAAGGAGGUUGAUGAUUUGAGAAAGGAAACUCCAAAGUCCUUUUGGAGGACAGAUGUUGAUGCUUUGGAGGGGCAACUCGAUGAGCUAGAGAGAAGUGAUGUGAGUCAGAGGAGUUAAGAAAGAAAAUGAGAGGCAAAGCAAGGGGUGAAGCUGCUAUGAAGUCUGCUAGAGAAGCACCCAAGAACCCACGGAAGAACAAUAAUAAGAAGGCAAAUAAUGCAGAAUCUGUUGCAGAAGCUGU